Cladocopium goreaui is the source of this 982-nucleotide messenger RNA. The record is from the annotation of a GenBank genome assembly. Lineage: Eukaryota; Dinophyceae; Suessiales; Symbiodiniaceae.
AAAUUCCGCAGCACAUGGUCUUAAGAUGUCUUAAGCAAGCAUCCUAAGCCUUCUGGCUUCUGCCAGUCGUUUUCCUGCCGGGCUCAAGCCUUGACUUCAGGAGAUCUAUCAACCAGUCAGUCUGUGACUACAGUGCCUUUGUCUCCCAUGACGUGUUUCUAUCGUGUCGCUGCCGUGCUGUGUGCGUACCAUGCGUCGGCGUAUCGCGUGCAGCAUUCAGAGGGAAUGCAGGGAAUGGAAAUGCUCCAGGCAGGUCCUGAAGGGGACUUGCGAGCAGCCGCCGUAAAGUCCUUCAAACGGCCCGCUCCCGAUUUUUCGAAGCUAUCGUCACUUGAUGAUAUCGGGAAGAUCUUCUCUCCGAGGCUCGAACUUGACCGACAUUCCAACACCAGUAUCUUCGAACAAACACGAAGCCUUAUGGAAGAAGAAAAUCCAUUUGCUUGGGCUCCGAACUGGUCCUCUUCUAUCGGCUUCGGUGUGGACUUGAAGAAUGAGUCUGGAGUGGACGCUCUAGGCUUGCGGAAGGAGUGGUUGUCACUUUGUUUGCAGUCCAUUGUGAUGCCUGAAGCGCCUGAAGGCCACGAAAAAGCUGGAUUUGAGUGGAUCAAAAGCGGCUCAUGCGGUGCCGAUGCUGAUACUUGCUGGAAGCGCUGCCUACAGGUGAGCUUAUUCCAAUCAGAUGGGAAGCCGAAGAGGACGAGGCCAGCAUGCCCGAUGCGGCCCGCAUGCGUUUCAAGUUCUUGGGCAAGUGGCUGGCUCGAGCUUACAUUAUUAGUGGCAUAGGGUAUGCGCCAAUGGGUCUGCAUAGUCUGAUCUACAAGAGUUUGCUGGCUGGUCAUGCAGUUGCACCUGAGAGCGAGCCCUUCUACAGCGAGGAAGAUACCAUUCCUGCCGGUUCCCCAGUUUAGCAACGUGCAACAAAAACCAACACAACAUGUGACACAUUGUGACACCACGGAACAACAUGUAACAACAACAUGUA